CCCAGAAACAGAUCUUACGUCAAAGAAUGGAAAUAUCCAGGAUGAAGGAUCUCUUGCUGGUUGCUCCAUCUUUAUACAAACUAUCAAUUAAGAAAUGCAAUUAACCCAAAACAAUAAAAAUUACUAACACACUCUUCAACAAUCACAACGUCACCAUUAAUUUUUCUCUCUCAAAAUCAGAUCUCCCUCCAUCUCAAUCGCAUCCUUUAAACCCUAGAGGAAUUCCAAUUUCUAGCUCUAUAGACUACAAAAGCUCAAGUCUCUAGCUUCGCGAUUUCUCUCUGCAAUGGUUGUCUGCAAAUGCCGUAAGGCUACAAAACUAUAUUGUUUUGUUCACAAGGUUCCUGUUUGCGGAGAAUGUAUCUGCUUCACGGAGCAUCAGAUUUGUGUGAUUCGUACUUACUCUGAAUGGGUAAUAGAUGGAGAGUAUGAUUGGCCUCCAAAAUGCUGCUCAUGCGAAGCUGUACUUGAAGAGGGGAAUGAUUCUCAAACCACCCGAUUGGGUUGCCUGCAUGUUAUACACACAAAUUGUUUGGUUUCUCAUAUUAAGAGCUUUCCUCCACAUACUGCGCCAGCUGGAUAUGUAUGCCCAUCAUGUUCCACAUCGAUAUGGCCUCCCAAGAGUGUCAAAGAUUCAGGAUCUCGUCUUCAUUCAAAGCUGAAGGAGGCUAUCGUGCAGACUGGUUUGGAGAAGAACUUAUUUGGAAAUCAUCCCGUUUCUUUGCUGGUGCCGCCUCCUGCAUUUGCCUCGGAUCCAUUGGUUGACAUUUCUUCGUCAUCCUCGCUGAAACAAGAUGAAAUAAAUAUAUCUGAGGGAUACUUAUCUGCAGCUGGAAAAGAGCCUCCUAAAAUUUCAGUAUCAGAUAUUGUGGAAAUUGAUAGCCCCAGUUCAGCAGGGAAUUAUUUGAAAAAUUCAAGUCCUGGUGCUCCUGGUGCUACUACACGGAAGGGUGGCAUCAAUGUUGACAGGCAGAAUUCAGAAAUUUCAUACUAUGCAGAUGAUGAGGACGGGAAUCGUAAAAAGUACAGUCGAAGGGGUCCAUUCCGCCAUAAGUUCCUUAGAGCAUUGCUUCCGUUCUGGUCAAGUGCACUACCAACUUUACCAGUAACUGCACCUCCACGUAAGGAUGCAUCAAAUGGAGAUGAUGCCUCAGAAGGUCGUGCGAGGCAUCAAAGACCAUCAAGAAUGGAUCCAAGAAAAAUCCUGCUUUUUAUAGCAAUCAUGGCCUGCAUGGCAACUAUGGGUAUACUGUAUUACAGAAUCGCACAGCGGGGUUUUGGGGAAGAGCAGCUAGAUGAUGAGCAGUAGUAGUUCUUACUUGAGGUUGUGAUGGAAUUUUAGUGAUCAUUUAUUCCACCCGUAUAUGCAUGUCUGCCAGGUGGUUAAUGGUGAUUUUGCUGCUGCUGCUUCUGCUUAUUGUGUGUGGCCUCUUCCAUUUUUGCCUCAGUUGCUUGUUUAUGAGUGAAAUGUUCGAGGGGAUGGAUUGGAAGAGAGUUUAUUUCUAGUGUCAAUGGCGGUAAAUUGUUGCAUAAUCUAUCUUGACAAUGUUCCUCUUAGGCUGUUUCCAUUUUUUGUCUAUUUGAAUCGAAUUGGAAGAUUAGGUUAAGAGGAAAGAUGUUUGUUUAAAUUGGCUUUAUUUUGUAACCUUCUGUCAGCUAAUAAAUCUUGCAAAAAGAAGUUGAGCUGGUCAA
This is a messenger RNA of Manihot esculenta (cassava), 1692 nucleotides long. RefSeq names its product zinc finger protein-like 1 homolog. The record is from RefSeq and is a predicted model, not a curated record. Gene Ontology annotation, cellular component: Golgi apparatus. Bases 287 to 1309 code for a protein of 340 amino acids. NCBI's taxonomy places the organism in Eukaryota, Viridiplantae, Streptophyta, Magnoliopsida, Malpighiales, Euphorbiaceae. The transcript has 9 exons.